CGAGGAAGAGGACAGGAAUAGGAGGGGAAGCAUCCGCGGAAAAGGUCCGAUGGUGGUCUACGUCGUACACGCGCGGAGGGAGAGGCAGGGGGGUUGGAGAGGCGGCGAGACAUCUGCAGGCCUUCGAGGAGGCGCCAUGAGCGGCAAGCGCCUCCUCCGCCUGGCCAACCGCGCCGUCGCGACAGCCGCCGGCCCGGCCGCCCCGAACUUCUCCGGCGGCCGCUCCCUGUCGCGCGUCGGGGGCCGCCCGCUGCGCGCCACCUCGCCGCCUCCCCCCUCCCCCGUCGCCCCCGCCGCGUGCUGGGAGCCCCGCACGCUGCGCCGCGACGGCGAUGGGGAAUGGGAAGAGGUCGUCGCCGCGGAGGCGGAUGAUGCGGCGCCGGACGCCCGGGAGGAGGCGACGGGCGAGUACGGAGUGGUGUUCGGGGACCUGCCCACCGAUGACGAGGUCCGCGCCGCCGUCGCCAGCAUCCAGCAUGUGUUUGAGAAUCCUUCUGCUGUGGAUUCUGAUGGGUUUGAGUUGCAAGCGCUUGCUUUGCCCAUCUCAGGGCAACCUUUGUCUGGGAUAUUCGUGAAUCAUUUUGCUCUGGAUUCUGAUCCAUCGGAGAACGGAUUAGAGGAAUGGAUUGAACCAGCUACUCUUGUUCUUAACUCAGCUGCUCUUUUGACAAAGGAGCAUCGAAAUGUGCUGGAUGCAUUCCAUCUUCUGCAAGUAGAUUCUUCUGUUCAGAAAAUGGUUAUGGCCUUGUCAACUGAUAAGGCUGUAUGGGAUGCUGUGAUGAACAAUGAGGUGGUACAAGAAUUCAAGAGAUCCUUCCAGGAUGCUAAGGAAACUGAUCUCAAGGGAAGUUCUGCUCCUCCUCCUGGAGUGAUGAAGUGGGUCCUGGAAAACACCCAGGCAAAAAUCAUUGAAUUCCUUGAGAAGAUACUUAGGCUGGUGAACACGCUCUUCCAAUCUGAGGAAAAUAACUACGACUUGUAUGAUGAUGCAGUGAGAAUGUCCUUCAUGCUCUCAGUGUUCGUCUUCAUUGUGGUAACUAUAGCUCGUAUACGCUGAGCACAACAAUUCGUCGACUUCAACAUUAUGCUGGUUUCUUAGCUGUGCACAGGAUCAGUUCUAGGAUUAAUCCUUUUCGUAUGGUUAGCCAUGAUCAAUGCCAGUGUCAGUCUUAGUUGUCAGGUCCAGAACUUGAAUGCUUAAAUUGCCAAGGUGUCAUUAUUCUUAGUGGAAACUCUAUAUGUUCACCGUGUCGGAUUAUGUUGUAAACAUCACCGUUUAAUAUCAUCUGCAGUGUGCUUCUUGAACAUGAGUGCAGUGACACAAAAUUCAACAAGUGCUAUGAAUCCUUGUUGUAUAAGAAAAGGACCGAGCUUUACAUUUUUCA
Messenger RNA from Phragmites australis (common reed), 1385 nucleotides. RefSeq lists its product as uncharacterized. NCBI's taxonomy places the organism in Eukaryota, Viridiplantae, Streptophyta, Magnoliopsida, Poales, Poaceae. The record is from RefSeq and is a predicted model, not a curated record. The coding region runs from base 50 to 1057 and encodes 335 amino acids. The transcript is spliced from 4 exons.